UUUUCUCAAGCCCCCAACGUCAUAAAAUCCACCCGGAUUCUCCCUCCCGCGAAACCAAACAACCCAACCCAACCCAACCAAAAUCCCACCCUCCGCCAUGCCUCGCCUCCACCUCCUCCUCCUCGCCGUCCUCGCCGUCGCCGCCGCGGCGGCGGAAGCGGCGGCGGAGAAGAAGCCGACGGCGUACGAGGUCCUGGAGUCCUACGACUUCCCCGUCGGCAUCCUCCCCAAGGGGGUCACCUCCUACACGCUCGAGGCCACCACGGGCGACUUCACGGCGACGCUCGACACCGGCGACGACGACGACUCAUCCUCCUCCACCUGCGAGUUCGCCAUCGAGGGCUCCUACUCGCUCCGCUACCAGCGCGCCAUCACCGGCCGCAUCGCCACGGGGCACCUCACCGACCUCCGCGGCGUCGCCGUCAAGGUCCUCUUCUUCUGGCUCAACAUCGUCGAGGUCACCCGCCGCGGGGACCGCCUCGAGUUCUCCGUCGGCAUCGCCUCCGCCGACUUCACCGUCGACAACUUCCUCGAGUCCCCGCAGUGCGGCUGCGGCUUCGACUGCGACGACGACGGCAUCUCCUCCUCCUCGUCCCUCCCGCCGCCGCUCGAGCCCAGCCUGCUGCGACUGCGAGGUGCGUUCUAGAAUCCCCAUCCUUCCUCCAACCCAAUCUGCGAUGACGUCAUCAAUGGGGAGCUCUAUUAAUUACUGUUGGUACUAGUACUAGAAAUGAUUCCCAAUUAACUGUCUAAAUAAGACGCAAGUGUCCCCAGCUUUUAGAUGGGACUCUCACGAGUUCAGAACACCAUUUCAUUCUCAUAUGUAUGGGUGGGGUCUUGUAUUGUACUCUAUCAAGGCAGUUCAUAAAUAGUAUGAAAUUGGGAUCAAUAACGAAGUCUUCUUCAGUUCACAACUCGUUUGAGGUUCUCCCUGUUCUGUAACCUGCAACUUUUAGCAAAAACUUGCAGUGUUGGAUGUAUUUCGAGUGGCCAGGAAUUUGUUUCUUGAAUCCAGAGGCAUGUUUAGAA
Oryza sativa Japonica Group (Japanese rice) is the source of this 1029-nucleotide messenger RNA. RefSeq lists its product as uncharacterized. NCBI's taxonomy places the organism in Eukaryota, Viridiplantae, Streptophyta, Magnoliopsida, Poales, Poaceae. The record is from RefSeq and is a predicted model, not a curated record.